This is a messenger RNA of Suillus subaureus, 1559 nucleotides long. RefSeq lists its product as uncharacterized. Lineage: Eukaryota; Fungi; Basidiomycota; Agaricomycetes; Boletales; Suillaceae. The record is from RefSeq and is a predicted model, not a curated record. The coding region runs from base 248 to 1390 and encodes 380 amino acids. Gene Ontology annotation, molecular function: GTP binding. The transcript has 5 exons.
UAAGGUGCUUACGUUGAUCCUUGUGCAGAAAUAUCGCAUCCGGGAGCAUGAGGCGAUUUUUGCGUCUGCCGAUACCGAGCAGGUCUCUCAUAUGUCACUUGCUGGUGACGUGAAUGGUGGAAAGGCAUGGAAGGCCGUCCGACGACCAUCGGACAUGGUAAUUGAUUGUUUGCCUCAUGUGCCGUUGAUUCUGACAUUUUUAUUGCGCUAGAAUGAAUAUUCCAAGCAAAUUAAGGAAUAUAGGUCAAUGGAAAAGCCUGGGAAGGCGCAUGGCAAGGUGUUUGUCAGAGUCGUUGGUGUUCGCGGCUUGAAAGUGCCCAUACCCCAGCAAGCUACAGCUCUCACGUGUACUUUGAACAACGGAAUACAUUUUGUUACUACUCCAGAAACCCGCCUAUCCAAUGAUUCGCGCAUCGACCAAGAGUUUGAGCUUAUCGAGCACAACAAGCUGGAAUUCACUCUCACCCUCAAAGUCCGCCGGGAUGCACACAUCACCGCCCAAUCACAGGCUCUCGUGCCACCACCUGCGCCUCGUGUGCAGCCCCCGACAUCCGUACCCAAGUCUAGGGGUGGCAUGCUCAGUUUCUUCUCAUCAUCGCCUAAAAAGCAACCUCGCGCGACACCGACACCCCCUCCACCUGACCCUCCUUAUAAACUCCCAGAUAAUCUCGCACGGUAUCUCAAACAAGAUGGAACCCUUGCACGUGCAUUGAUUUCAUUCAAAGAUGUGGCUGCGAGAUGCGAUACUCGACUAUUCGAGACUAGCUAUCCACUAAUCGGACAGCGCAUCGAAACUUCAGGGGGUCCAACUACCAUGGAGCUGGGAGAGAUCGUAUUGCAGAUGUUUAGACUUCCACCUCUACCUGGCGUUCUAAGCAAUCAGCUUCCACAAAGUCUCGAAGACUGUCAUCGGGGUUUAAGACAUGUCGCCUGGCAUAAAGUUACGUAUUUUGAGGGUACGCUGACGCAGAAUGGAGGAGAUUGCAUGACAUGGCGGCGGCGGCGUCUUCGGGUGAUUGGCGCAAAUCUAGUUGCAUUCAACGAUGUCACUAAGAAGGCAACGGCCACCAUCAACCUCAAGAAAGCCAUCGCAGUUGAGGACAACCAAGAUACACGUACAGGCGCUCUCAGUCCUGCUCGGUCAGUAGAUGAUUACGACGGGAUGUUCGCAGUCGAGCGUUCCUUCCGUCUCAUAUUUCCUGGAAACCAAAAAAUAUUCUUCUUCGCGGACACGGAUGAUGAGAAGGCAAAGUGGCUUGAUGUGUUCCGUGCGCUUGUCGGGCACAUCCCACCGAAUCCAUUAUGGGCAGAGUUAAUAUGGCAACGACAACAAGAGAUGGCGAAACAGCCCCUUACACAGAUGUCUUCUUCGAAGAUAAGUCCCCGAUAGUAAUUCCCUUUUAUUUUUGCAUCUUUCGUCUAGCUUAGUUCUUGUUCGUCGUCUCGUUCUUUUGUGUUUUUCUUUCUUUUUCUUGCAAUUUUGUUUUCUGUAUUAUGCUACAACAACGUCGUAGUCACUCGCAUUUGCAUGCAUAUGCUUUCUAUGUAACAGUAUUUAU